GAAUAUGGAGUCUUUCCUCUGGGAUGACUUUGGUCCUAUGAUACAGAACAGGGCCAUGGAACAAAUCAUUACACCGAUGACCAUCCAGCUCUGUCAUCUGCUCAUCUCUGUGGAGAUGAAAGAGGUACAGAGUAAAGCGCUCGCCUCCUUGCGGAAGGCGGCGGGACAGCUGGCCAGUGCCAGCGAGGAGUUUGUGCAUGUCGCCAGCAGGCUGGCAGGAGACUGCGAGGAGGAGUGGCUCAGGGAAGAAAUGAAGCCAGUGGCGGAGUCUCUGCGGCUCUCCGGGAGGAGCAUCCUGCUGGUAACUCAGAAGCUCCACCUGCAGCCGGAGCAGCAGCGCCACUGGGAGGAGCUAGUGGCCGCCGCUCAGCAGAUCCUGGUGGACACCACCAAGGUCCUGCUCCUUGAGGACGCUGCAAUGGUGAGAAAGACCGUGCCCGCGGCCAGUUGGUGUCUGACGUGCCUGGACGCCCUGGAGACGGCGCAGGACGCCACCUCGUCGCGGGCCUCACUCGCUGACCUGGCAGCUGGGCUGCUGCGACUGGGCGGCCUGACCUCGCGCUGGGCCCGGGACGAGCGCCUGGGGCGAGCCCGCCACAGGCUCGGGAGCUGCGUCCCCGCGCUGCUCGCGGCCACCCGCGGCCACCUCCGGCACCCGAGCGAUCCGCAGCUGAGGGCCUCGCGGCGCCGCGUUUUCGCCCUGACCAGGCAGAGCCUCGGCGACCUCCUGGAUGUGCUGCAGCCCGGAGUCCCAGGGCCCAGCGCCAGCUCUCAGAAUGGCGCGUUGGCUCGUUGUCUGUGGAAGCUGCGGCAGGUCCUGGAAGAGCCCGGGCCCAGCCGCCUGCGCGGCGGUGGGCUGCUGGACGCACCCCUGGCCGCCGUGGUGUGGCACUGCCUGCGCCUAGCCGCCUGCUCCUCGCCGCGGGAGAGGGUGCACCUGGUGUCCCGCUGCCGCCAGCUGUUGCAGCUCCGACCCGGGGUGCGCCCGCCUGCCCGGAGCAGCUCGGGGAUGGAAGGAGAAGCUCUGCGGGCCGCGGCGCACGCGCUCUUCCGGGGAGUCCGCGAGGGGUUACUGCGCCAGAUUCUGCACACGUUCAUAGACACCCAAGGUCCUCUCGAGCGGUUGGUCCAGGCCGCCUUGAUGACUUCCGCCAUUAGGCCCAGGUGUGACAGCGAAGCCUUGGCCAAGACUCUCCAGCUUCUUCUUGAGGCUUUCCACGACCAAGCCAAGCGGAUGAUCCGAGUGGCGCACUUAGUCUGGCUCUGCUGCCCACAAAGGCAAGCAGGCAAAGACCUGGAGGCUGCCGUGGCAGGUCUGUGGAGGCUAAUGGUCAAAGCAAAAGAACUCUUUUCACCAAGUCCCCAAACAUACGGCCUGGACUGGAGCCCUGCCACCCUGCGGGCCUUGCUUGAGUCCUGGGCCAGGGAAUCCGAACACCUCUUGGCAUGCUUUGAUUUCGUUCUCAACAUUCCUGAAUUCCUGAGUCUGUCCAUCCAGGAAAUGACUGAACACUUGGAUUUGUACACAAGGGCUCUGAGGAGCGGCUCGCCCAGAGAGCUUUCCAGAUCUGUGGCGUUCCUACGCGGAAGAGCCACACACAUAGUGCAGGUGAUGAGCAGAUAUGUGGGUCAAGACCCAGAUCCUAUUUUCCGGAACGGGAUGAGAGUCAUGGUUCGGCAGCUGGCGCAGUCUUCCUUGGUCCUGGGUGCAGCCGCUGAAGGCAGCAGAGGUGCAGACAGCGCUCUGGACACAGACGCCUUUUUAACCAUGGCAAAACAUCUCAUCCAUUCAGCCCAGCAAGUCCACGAGGGGCUGGAUGGCACCAACCACCCAGACAUCCUCAGCCCGCUCCGGGUCCAAGUCCAAAGGUUUGACGUUGCCAAGGGAUGGUCUUACUUCAUUCUCCCCAGUCCCCAGCACCCCACAGCUCCUGAAGUGAAAUCCCAGCAGGUACCUGGGUUAGAGGGAAGUGGCCCCAACACCUCUUUCCUACCAGCAGAACAACUUUCCUACACAGUGGUCCCUGACACCUGCAUACCGGGGUGGGGAUCUCCACUCUUUGCCAUCAGCAAAGUCAUCAGUACUGUGGAGAACUGGGAUCACCAGGCAGUGAGCUCAUCAGGCACCCACACAUCAGAGCAGGAUUCUACUGUCCAAGAGCCCCAGGCUGGGGGUCCCCUGGGACCAGGGAGGAUGACAAGAGUACAAGAAUCCUCAACACUGGCACCUUCCGUUAUUGACCUAGCCGGGGAGGAAGUCCAUGCCACAGAUGCUAGAAGUGACAGGCUUCUGAGAGUGGCUUUCCAGAAAUCCGGGAGGGCCAAGGAAGCCAGGCAGGGAUUGGUAGCCAGGGCUGGUGACUGGUACCCUCUGUGUCGACAGCUGUUUUGCCAUAGCCUAACGGCCGAAUUACCAGGGAGCAUGGCAACAUUUGGUGAGCUUCAGCAGGAUUUGGCCCUGAUGGUUCAAACAGCAGCCAAAAGUGGCCCUGUGAAUUUCGACGAGAAGAGCCCAGACCCAACAGGGUACCCGGGAGUGCUUUUAGAUCUACAAGACAGAUCGAAAAAGGCAGAGAUCCAUGCUAAACAGCUGUUGGAUCAAGUUGUGUCCUCUGGAGGUCUCCAAGCCCUCGCGGUGAGGGAAGAGAACAUUGACAAUGGGUGUCUUCUAUGGGCAGUAGCUGUCCAGGACCUGAUGCAGUGUAUGGAGAGACUCAGCAGGAGACAAGGCCUGUUCCUGCUGCCCCUGCGACAGGCAGUGAAGAGCCAGCAAAGGUUGCAGGAAGGGUUAGAUCAGGCAGUAGAUGUUUCUCAGAGGUUACAAGAGGCCGCUGGGCUGUCUGUUGUUCUGUGUGGGGAUGAGCAGGUAAAGGGUGAAGUCUCCUUUCUGUGUCGGGAAGUUCACGUACUCACAGACGCCUUGCUGGACGUGGCACACAUCUUGGUCUCCUCCCCCAAGCCAUGUCCCAGCCUCUCUACCCGUUUUGAACUUCUCUGCUUAGAACUCAGCCUUCGAGCCAAGGCCCUGACUGACCACCUGAGCAGCAUCAAUGCAGCGUAUGAGCAUACGUUCCAAGAUGCUGUGGACAAGAGCUCCCAGACCAGGAUGGAGAGCAUGCUGUCUGCCAUCCAAGCUGUGCAGGAAACCGUAGCAGGGGCUCAAGAGUUGGGACCCUUCCAGGAAGACCUUCUUGCAUCUCUAGACAGCAUUCUCAUGCUCACUAAGGAGGUGGCCAAGAGGGUCCCUGUGCUCCAAGAGGAGCAGGGGUUGUAUAUGCUGGACUGCCUUCGGUGCGAAUGGGCAGCUAAGGUCCACCAUGCAGUGACUCAGCUCCAGGCCUUGGAAGGUGGUCACAUGGAGGCCUGGAGACCCCUUGUCCAAUGCUUGAAACCCAGAGAGGAGCCAGCAAAGGCCCUAGAAGAGAAUCCUGUCCAGCUCCAGCCCCGCUGUAAAGAUGGUACAGCAGAAACCACUUCUGGGAGCAGUGUGGAUUCUCAGGGCGCUGUUCCCGCAGGCACCCCAGAAAACUCAAUGGAGACCUGUGAUGAUGAGCCAGUUACCACCACCAAGAUCACCACAGCAGACAUCACUAUGCACCAGAGUGACAGCCCCUCUCUGCCUCCUGCUCAGAUGGACCAGCCUGGCCAGGAGGAUGGCAGUGCAGACAGUGAGAACAGAAUCGCCCAGAUCACACAAGAGAUGGCCAGCGAGGUGUUCCUGAUGGCUCAGAGCUUGAGGAAGAGAGGGCGAGGCCUGACCAAAGAUCAACUCAUCGCCACUGCCAGGAAAAUCGCAGCUUCUGGAAAAAACUUCACCAGGCUCAUUUGCAUCAUUGCUAAGAACUGCAUAGACCAGAGAUGCACCCAGGAGCUUCUGUGUAUGGUGGAACAGGUUCAAACCAUGAGCAGCCAGCUCAGCAUCAUCUCCAGUGUAAAGGCCUCCCUGGAGAGAAGCAAGUCUUCUGAGGAGCUCCUUGUGGACAAUGCACAGCGGCUCCUCCAGGCUGUCUCCAAGACUGUGAGGGCUGCAGAAGCCGCCUGUCUUCGGGGUUUAAGCUGGCCCUCCUCAGAUCCAGAGGAGCUGGAGGUUGCUGCCUUCUGCACACGGUGGAAGAAGAAGCUGCUACAGCACCGACGUCAAGAAGCCUUGAACGAAGACUGUGAUGAGCUGGGCUUACGAAAAGCGGGCACAAAGAACCCCCCAGAAUUGGUGUCCCUGCUUCAAGAAGCAGUAUAAAAGCUGAGGAAUAUCCUCCAGGUCAGCCCAUGUUAGCCAAUGCUUUGGACACACCUGUAGCUUGGACUGAAUCUGAGGGGUGUGUGUGCCCAGGGCACUGAUGGAAACUGAACAGGGAAUGCUCCUGUCCGUAUGUGAUAGAGGAAUUUUAAAGAGCGGCAGACAGAAAGUGAGUGUGAAUGUACUUUGAAGAGAAUCAUGCCCUUUUUUGUUUGUUUGUCCCAUCCAUUCUUUCACUGUUCUGUUCAUUUUUAAAGCACCUUAUUAAUUUAUAUGUCAUAUCAUCCAUACAUUUAAAGUAUACCCUUUAAUGCUCACAGAUUUAUGCAAGAAUCAGCACAGUUAGCUCUAGGAUAUUUCACUCAUCCCCAAGAAAGUCUCUUUUGUGGUCUUCUCCUCCUACCCUAGCCUAGUUGCUGUUAAUUACUUUCUGUAUAUUUUUUUAUAGAUUGGACAGUUCCUAUAAAUAGAAAAGUGGUUCCGUGUGUUGUUUCUGUAUGUGUUUGUGCACAUGCACUGUGUGUGUUACUUACGUUGCUUAGCAUAACUUUUGAAAGUGCAUUUAUAUUGGUACUUUACUUCUCUCUGCCUAAUAUUUCCAUUGUAUGGGCAAACCUCACUUUACAUUUGGGUUCUUCCCAAUUUUGACUAUUGUGAAAAAUAAAACUACC
Messenger RNA from Meriones unguiculatus (Mongolian gerbil), 4908 nucleotides. RefSeq lists its product as uncharacterized. The transcript is spliced from 7 exons. Gene Ontology annotation, molecular function: actin filament binding; beta-catenin binding. Gene Ontology annotation, cellular component: adherens junction; catenin complex. Gene Ontology annotation, biological process: cell migration; cell-cell adhesion. The coding region runs from base 5 to 4237 and encodes 1410 amino acids. NCBI's taxonomy places the organism in Eukaryota, Metazoa, Chordata, Mammalia, Rodentia, Muridae. The record is from RefSeq and is a predicted model, not a curated record.